Sinocyclocheilus grahami is the source of this 2398-nucleotide messenger RNA. RefSeq names its product lactadherin-like. The coding region runs from base 100 to 1536 and encodes 478 amino acids. The transcript is spliced from 10 exons. NCBI's taxonomy places the organism in Eukaryota, Metazoa, Chordata, Actinopteri, Cypriniformes, Cyprinidae. The record is from RefSeq and is a predicted model, not a curated record. Gene Ontology annotation, molecular function: calcium ion binding; signaling receptor activity. Gene Ontology annotation, cellular component: plasma membrane.
GCGGGAAUAUGAUCCCAUAGUUUAGCUGGUCCACAUUUGGGGAUGACGUCAGGAGACUGCUCCAGGACUUUAGAAACAAUCAGACAGUAGAGUACCAAUAUGAAUACCCUUAGCCUCACUCGGUCCUUUAUAACAGUUUUCGUCAGUUUAGUCAUUUGCAGCAUUUGUACCGUGAAUGGAGAUUACUGCAAGGUGAACCUGUGUCAUAAUGGAGGGACAUGUGUGACUGGCAUUGGAGAAGAUCCCUUCUUCUGCAUCUGUGCUGAAGGAUUUGCUGGAGAUACUUGCAAUGCCACCGAGAAUGGUCCUUGUAUUCCAAACCUGUGUAAAAACGAUGGGACAUGUGAGGUGAUCGCUAACUCCAGAAGAGGAGACGUUUUUAAUGAAUAUGUGUGCAAAUGCCAACCUGGGUUUGAAGGUGCACACUGCCAUAUCAAUGUGAAUGACUGUGCAAACCAGCCUUGUAAGAAUGGAGGCCUGUGUCGUGAUCUGGAUGGGGACUACACCUGCCACUGCCCUUCUCCAUACGUUGGGAAGCAAUGCCAGCUACGCUGCAUAUCUCUGUUGGGGAUGGAGGAAGGUGGAAUCAUAGAGUCCCAGAUCUCGGCUUCCUCUGUACACUCUGGCAUUCUGGGGCUGCAGCACUGGGGACCGGAGCUCGCACGCCUCAAUAACCAGGGCCUUGUGAAUGCCUGGAGCUCCGCACCCCAAGACAAGAACCCCUGGAUUGAGGUUAACAUGCAGAAGAAGAUGCAUCUCACUGGAAUCAUCACCCAAGGAGCCAGCCGCAUGGGGACAGCUGAGUUUGUCAAGGCUUUCAAAGUUGCAUCCAGCUUUGAUGGCAAAUCAUACACAGUGUACAGAGUGGAUGGCCAGAGAAAAGACAAAGUGUUUUGGGGAAAUACAGAUAACGAUGGAACUACGACAAACAUGUUUGACCCUCCCAUUGUGGCCCAAUAUAUUCGCGUAAUUCCUGUGGUGUGCCGUACAGCUUGUACUCUCCGGAUGGAACUUGUGGGCUGUGAGCUUAAUGUGCACUCCAGAACAAUUGGUUGCACCGAUCCGCUGGGCAUGAAGUCCCGUCUCAUCUCUGACGUGCAGCUUACAGCAUCUAGUAGCUUCCGCACCUGGGGUAUUGAUGCCUUUACCUGGUAUCCCUUCUACGCUCGCCUGGACAAACAAGGCAAGACUAACGCUUGGGCGGCAGCGAGCAACAACCGCUCAGAGUGGCUCCAGGUGGCUUUGGAGAAACCUAAAAGAAUCACAGGCAUCAUUACUCAGGGAGCAAAAGACUUCGGAGUUGUGCAGUUUGUUUUAGCCUUUAAGAUUGCAUACAGUGAUGAUGGACAAUCUUGGAGCAUUGUGGAGGAUCAAAUAACGAGAACAGAUAAGAUUUUCCAAGGCAACAUAGACAACAACACGCACAAAAAGAAUUUGUUUGAGCCUCCGUUCUUUGCCCGAUUUGUGCGGUUUCUGCCCUGGGAGUGGCAUGAGCGAAUAACUGUACGCAUGGAGCUGCUGGGCUGUGAUGAUUAGUGGACUUGCUGAAGGCUGCACACUGCUACUCUCUGCACUGGUUUCACCUGAAGUGUGUCUGCUGGUUGUAGCUGAUGUUUUGUUUCAGUAUGCAUUAGCUUCAUCUGUAUUGCUUUGUAUUUUAUUGUUAAUCAAUGCCAUUAUUUUGAUGUGCUUUGAAAAGGCCUUGGCUGUUUGUAGCCAUUGGAAGUCAAUGGCUGUUUGGUUACCAACACUAUUCAAAACAUAUUAUUUUGUGUUCAAAAGCUGAACUAAUACAGGUUUGGAACAACUUGAGGGUAAGUAAAUGAUGGCAAAAUGUUAAGAACCGUUAACCUGUAAGGAAAAAUAGACUCAUUCUAAUUAAUAAAAUUGUCUCAAUGCAACUGACCAUUCUUGUAUUUCAAAAUGUUACUUUUAUUCCUCAUCUUUGGUCACCAAGGUGAUUCAACCUGUCUGCCUUCUAGCACAUGUACAGCACUGAUCUGUAAUGGAAAAAGGUCAACUUGUAUUCUGUGUAUCUCUUUUUGUUGUUGUUGUUAGCACACAAAAGCUGUCUCAUUUUUUUUUUCUGAAAUGUUCUUGAUAUAUGGGUCUGUCAGAAACAGUGCUGAAGUUAAAUUAGAUCAAUCUUUAAAUUAAUCUUCCUAUUGAAAUGUCUUCAUUCUCACUUUAAAGGUUUAACAUAAGCAUGGUAGAGCUGCUCAAAUCAAUUGACCUAUAUUUGCACUGCAGUUGCUCUACACUUUAUACUAUAGUUUAUAUAAUUGCUCAAUCAAUUUUAUUUGAGUCAAUAGAAUUGUACAAUUGUGCAAAUAUUGAGUGAUUUUAUCUUUUGAAAAACACGUUGUCUUUAACAAUAUGAAUAAACAUGUUCAAUAUU